Trachymyrmex cornetzi is the source of this 1299-nucleotide messenger RNA. RefSeq lists its product as uncharacterized. Bases 130 to 1299 code for a protein of 389 amino acids. The transcript has 3 exons. NCBI's taxonomy places the organism in Eukaryota, Metazoa, Arthropoda, Insecta, Hymenoptera, Formicidae. The record is from RefSeq and is a predicted model, not a curated record.
AAUAGUAUCUGCAAAUUUGGACAUCAUCCUGGACAAAAUGGUUAUGGCGUUGAUAUUUUGCAACAGAACAAGAUUCUUACCGAAGUUACAUCAACAAUUAAAAAAAUGAAAGUUGGUAAUCGGUAAAGUAUGCUUCCUUUUCAAAAAGGAAUUCUUCUCUGCAAUUCGUCAUUACAGCAUCUUUACUCUGAUUUACGAGAAAGAUUCAAUACAAACAGUUCAGAAAUGUCAUAUAUAACAACAAGCCGAUUGAACCAAGAUGUUGUGGAAAAUUUGUUUUCCUAUAUACGAGCAAUAGGAGCCGCAAAUGAUAAGCCAACAGCAUUAGAUAUUCGCUACAGACUUCGCUGGUAUAUAUUAGGGAAGCAUUCUGCGGACGUUUUCACUGAAGGAAGCAAUACUGUUGCACACAAUUCCACAAUGGAUGAAACUUGUCUGACCAGUGGUAUUGACGUCGCCUCGAUGGAAGAGCCUCUCACUGAAGAUGAUGUCGAAUGUGAAAUUCUCAAUGUCACUGAUUUUCAAAACGAGUCGCUUGAUGAUUAUGAAGUAGAUGUAGAUAUUGCCACCUAUACUUUGAAUUACGUUCCUUCCUUAGAAGAACAGGCAUUAUUGCAUGAAGUUGAUACAUUGGAUGUCGUUGAUAUCAUAGAAGACGAAGGACUGAAAUACAUUGCCGGUUACGUAGCAUACAGAUUUAUGCAUAAAUAUAAAGAUUUAGGAACGUCUACUGAAAUGUUAAUUAAUCCAGAAAAUGACUGGAUUAACUACAUUUCUAGAGGACGAUUAAUUAGUCCUUCUUCCCAUUUACACGAAGUUGCGAAAGCGAUGAAUAUCGAGUUUCAGACAUUUCAUGGAACUUUUAUUCGAAAAGAUCCAUGGAUCUUUAAAACAGUUGCCGAUAAAACUCAGGAAAAAAUACAAAAUAUACAGAUUCCGCGAGAGGUAUUAUUAUGUUUAGUACGUAUUUCCACCAUGGUGUUACCUUUUUACCCUCUCUAUUCACAACUCUAUCCUUCAAUAUCCUUCCUGAGGUUCCUAUCGCUCGAUCCAAAUUUGCUUGCAACAGUUGUGGCGAAACAAUUGACGGAAAAAGAGACGGAUUUCACUUCGGGGAUGAAACAAAAUCAUAUAAUUUGGUCUGAGAUUGCGUCCAAAAUGAUUAAGGAUUCCAAUGGAAAAUACAACGUCACAGGGCAACAAUGCUCAGUGAAACUAUCAGGUUUAAAAAAAGCUUAUAAACCGAUCAAAAUAAGAAGAGUGGCAAUUGUCGCAAUUCAUGGGCAUUUUAUUCGGUAA